This is a messenger RNA of Nothoprocta perdicaria, 4401 nucleotides long. It is a transcript of the gene FLT1, whose product is annotated as fms related tyrosine kinase 1. The transcript has 30 exons. Gene Ontology annotation, molecular function: vascular endothelial growth factor receptor activity; ATP binding. Gene Ontology annotation, biological process: protein phosphorylation; vascular endothelial growth factor receptor signaling pathway; positive regulation of angiogenesis. Gene Ontology annotation, cellular component: plasma membrane; signaling receptor complex. The coding region runs from base 144 to 3953 and encodes 1269 amino acids. The record is from RefSeq and is a predicted model, not a curated record. NCBI's taxonomy places the organism in Eukaryota, Metazoa, Chordata, Aves, Tinamiformes, Tinamidae.
CGGGGACCGUGCUGCUCGGAGCCGCCCUGCUGCUCGCAGGAUCUAGUUCAGGAUCAAAAUUAAAAGUUCCUGUGCUGAGUAUAAAUGGCCCACAGCACGUCAUUCAAGCAGGCCAGACUUUAAAUCUCACAUGCAGGGGGGAAAUGGUUCAUUCAUGGUCUUUGCCUGAAACUCUAAGUAAGGAUAGCGAAAGGCUGAAAGUAAUUAAAUAUGACUGUGGAAGAAAUGGGAAGCAGUCUUGUAGUAGUCUGACCUUGAGCAGAACUCAAGCAAGUGACACUGGAAGCUAUAGCUGCAAAUAUCCAACAAGUGCUGUGAAAAAGAAGAAGGAAUCUACUGUCUAUGUAUUUAUUAAUGAUACAGGCAAUCCCUUUGUAGAGAUGCAUAGUGACAUACCUAAAAUAAUACACAUGACCGUGGGAAGAGAAAUGAUCAUUCCAUGCAGAGUUACAGCACCCAACACCGCUGUCACUUUGAAAAAGAUUCCACGAGAAACUCUAAUUCCUGAUGGCAAGACAAUAAUCUGGGACAAUAUGAAAGGUUUCAGGAUACCUAAGGCAACAUACAAAUUCAUAGGGCUUCUGAGCUGUGAGACAACUCUCGGGGGACACAAGUACAGCACGAAGUAUCUAACACACCGAGAAACCAAUACAAUUUUUGACGUCCAGUUAAGCACCCCGCGACUAGUCAAGCUGCUCAAAGGAGACAGCCUGGCCAUUAACUGCACUGUCACGGCAGCCUGGAACACGAGAGUGCAGAUGACGUGGACUUACCCUGGAGAGGCAAGGAAGAGAGGUUCUAUAACCCAACGUAUUGACCAGAAGAACACAGAAGCCAAUAGUUUCUACAGUAUCCUCAUUGUUGAAAGGGUGCGUGAUAUUGAUAGAGGCCAGUAUACCUGUCAUGUGAAGAGUGGGCCAUCAAUCAAAUCUGUUAACACAACAGUCCUUGUUUAUGAUAAAGUGUUCAUUAAUUUGAAACAUCGAAGAAAAACCACGCUGGAGGCUGUAGCUGGAAGAAAAUCCUAUCGUUUGUCAGUGAAAGUGAAGGCAUUUCCCUCACCAGAGGUUUUAUGGUUAAAAGAUGGGCUACCUGCCGCUGAAAAAUGUGCCCGGUACAUGGUAAAAGACUAUUCGUUAAUCAUCAAGGAUGUUGCUGAAGAAGAUGCUGGGAACUACACUAUAAUAUUGAGCAUACGGCAGUGGAACCUGUCCAAGAAUCUUACUGUCACUCUUAGAGUAAAUGUGAAACCUCAGAUAUAUGAAAAUGCUGUGUCAUCAUUCCCUGAUCCAAAUCCGUAUUUACUGGGCAGCAAUCAAGUGCUGACAUGCACCAUCUAUGGUAUUCCUCAGCCUAAAAUCACAUGGAUGUGGUAUCCCUGUAAACAAAACCAUUCUAAAGCAAGGCAUGGCUUUUGCUCUUAUACGGAAGGAUCUUUCACCUUGAAAGCUGGCAGCAUCCUAGGAAACAGAAUCCAGAGCAUCACAGAAAGAACGGCAGUAAUAGAGGGCAAAAAUAAGACCGCUAGCACUCUGGUUGUAGCUGAUGCCAAAUCUUCCGGAAUCUACAGCUGCGUGGCAGCCAAUAAAGUGGGGAGAGCUGAAAGAAACAUGAGCUUUAUUGUGACAGAUGUACCAAAUGGAUUCCAUAUUAAUUUGGAAAAAAUGCCUAUCGAAGGAGAGAAUUUGAUAUUGUCCUGUUCAGCCAACAAAUUCCUGUAUAAAGACAUUGCCUGGAUUUUACCGAGGACAGCAAAUAACCAAACGAAGACAAAGAAGUCUCUCAAUAAGGAGCACUCCGUCACCCUCACACUAACCAUCAAGAACGUUUCCCUGGCGCACUCAGGCACCUAUGCGUGCAGAGCGAGGAACAUAAACACGGGCAAAGAGGUGCUUCAAAAGAAAGACGUUACAAUCAGAGCUCAAGAAGCACCAGCCCUGCUGCGGCACCUUACGGAUCAGACGGUGAACACCAGUAACUCAGCAAUGUUGGAGUGCCAGGUUAAAGGCAUCCCAGAGCCGCAGAUAUCCUGGUUUAAAAACCAUGAAGAAAUACACGAAGAAUCAGGAAUAAUUUUAGGGCCCGGAAGUCGAAUGCUGUUUAUUGAAAGAAUAAAAGAGGAGGAUGAAGGACUUUACCAGUGCAUAGCCACCAACUUAAAAGGGUCUGUGGAGAGUGCAGCAUAUGUCACAGUACAAGGCACGUCGGAGAGGUCAAACCUGGAGCUGAUAACACUGACCUGUACCUGUGUGGCUGCGACGCUCUUCUGGCUCCUGCUGACUCUCUUCAUACGCAAGCUGAAGAGGCCUUAUUCUUCUGAARUUAAGACCAAUUACUUGUCCAUCAUAAUGGAUCCUGAUGAAGUCCCCUUGGAUGAACAAUGUGAACGUCUGCCUUACGAUGCCAGCAAAUGGGAGAUUGCCAGGGAAAGGCUCAAACUAGGAAAGUCACUUGGACAUGGAGCUUUUGGAAAGGUGGUACAAGCAUCUGCUUUUGGAAUUAAGAAAUCACCAACUUGCAGAAUAGUUGCAGUGAAAAUGCUGAAAGAAGGGGCCACAGCAAGUGAGUACAAAGCUCUGAUGACUGAACUGAAGAUCCUGAUCCACAUCGGUCAUCAUCUCAAUAUUGUGAAUUUGUUGGGAGCUUGCACAAAAAAUGGAGGGCCUUUGAUGGUGAUUGUUGAAUACUGCAAGUAUGGGAAUUUAUCAAACUACCUGAAAAGCAAGAGGAAUUUUUUCUGCUCCAGCAAGGACUCUGUGCAAAUAGAGCAAAUGAAAAAGGAUGUGGAGCUGGUAGAAGGCAAAAAACAAAGGUUGGGCAGUGUCACCAGCAGUGAGAGCGUCGCAAGCUCGGGCUUUCAGGAAGAUAAAAGCCUGAGCGAUGUGGAGGAGGACGAGGAGGACUCCAACGAGUUCUACAAGCUGCCCCUCACCAUGGAAGACCUGAUUUCUUACAGCUUUCAGGUGGCCAGAGGCAUGGAGUUCUUGUCCUCCAGAAAGUGUAUUCAUCGUGACCUGGCAGCCAGAAACAUCCUUUUAUCUGAGAACAAUGUAGUGAAGAUCUGUGAUUUUGGCCUCGCAAGAGAUAUUUAUAAGAAUCCUGAUUAUGUGAGAAAAGGAGACGCUCGGCUUCCUCUCAAGUGGAUGGCUCCAGAAUCCAUAUUUGAUAAAAUCUACAAUACAAAAAGCGAUGUGUGGUCAUAUGGGGUAUUGCUGUGGGAGAUAUUCUCCUUGGGUGCCUCCCCUUACCCCGGAGUCCAGAUAGACGAGGAUUUCUGCAGCAGGCUCAAAGAAGGCACGCGGAUGCGGGCGCCGGAGCAAGCCACAGAAGAAAUCUACCAAAUCAUGCUGGACUGCUGGCGAAGCGAUCCCAAUGAGCGACCGCGGUUCUCCGAACUGGUGACAAAGCUGGGGGACCUGCUCCAAGCAAGCGUGCAACAGGAAGGCAAAGACUACAUACCCCUGAACACCAUAUUUACAAGUGAAAGCGUGUUUCCGCCUGCGCCUGUUUCUUUGUGCAACGAAAACACAUCUGUUACAAGCUCAAACUGUGGAAGCACUGAAAAUGUCAGAUACAUAAACACUUUCAAACUAAAACCACCGCAGCGCAUAAAGACAUUUGAAGAGCUUCCCAUCAAGGAAACAUUUGCAUUUGAUGAUUACCAGGCAGACAGUGGGAUGGUGCUGGCCUCAGAGGAACUGAAACGCUUCACAUGGACAGACAGCAAACAGAGACGGACGCUCUUCGGCGUGAAGGGUGCCAGCAGGAGCAAGGAGUCGGUGCUCUGGGMGGCAGCUAAGCCGAGGAGCUUCUGCGGCUUCAGCUGCGACCAGCUCAGCGACUCCAAGCAACGAGGCUCCCGCAGCAGCGCGGUGCUGGAGAAGAUGAAAACGCGGCCCUCGCCUCCUCCCGACUACAGCUCCGUGCUCCUGUACGCUCAGCCACCCGUCUAGGUAGGCCAGGAGAGAUGCACUSAAGUGAAUUCUUCUUUUUCUAAACCCCUGCCAGUUUAAACAUUUUGACUUGAGUAAUUCUUAGCGACCCUACUAUUAAAAAACUGCCCUUGGCUUCGUCUCAAGUGACCUGCUUUUCCACCAACUGCAAGAAACGUAUACAAAAUAUAGUAAGAUACUAACGCUUAGGCCCCGGCUUUCCCAGCACUGACGCCAACAGCUGCCACUAAAAGCGCCCGAUACUUAAACUAGAAGGUCACCAUUUCAGACAAAACCAGUUCAGUGGUUGGUGCCUGGCACCAGGGUUAUUAUUUCUACAGUCUUUAAUGCUACAGUAACUCAGCCUCUGUUCAGAUGUUCUGCUCAGGAACACCCUGGAAUUUGCCCCCAUAACUUGGGCCUACAGGGAGGCCACUUGCGUAGUGCUGGAAAAUAAAGGACUGUUGGG